UUCAAGUUUUAUGGUUUUUCCCUACGAGAUUCAACCUUUCUUUUUACUGCUGGAUGUAAAACAACUGAUAAACAAAGGGUGCUUUAAAGACAGAGGGGUAUGAACGAGCCUCACCAGAGAAUGGCUACAGUGGGAACAGAUAAAGAACUCAGUGACCUGUUGGAUUUCAGUGCGAUGUUUGCACCCCCUGUGGCUAAUGGGAAGAACAGACCAACCACACUUGCUAGCAGUCAAUUUAGUGGUUCAGGUAUGGAAGAACGUAGUAGUCCCUGGGCUGCUGGAGAGCAGAACAGUCCCUCUUUUAACCAGAACUAUGGAGAAGGCUCACACUACAAUGAACACAAUGGACUAUCUUCCCCAUUCCUUGGCACAGGAAUUAGUGGAAAGAAUGAAAGGGGUCCUUACUCUUCCUUUGGGGGCCAGCCAGGGUUCCUGCCCUCAGACAUCACCAUGCCUUCUGCAGAUGCCAUGUCUCCAUCCGGACUGAAGUCUGGCUCACAGUUUUACCAGUCAUACCCCAACAACCCCCGGAGACGCCCCUCAGAUGGAAGCAUGGAUCCCCAACCAAAAAAAAUCAGGAAGCCGCCAGGACUACCAUCUUCAGUUUAUGCCGCCACCUCUGGUGAUGACUAUAUCCGUGAUGGUGCUGCCUACCCAGGCUCCAAACCUGGCUCUGUGUACCCAGGAUCUUUUUACAUGCAAGAGGGCCUACACUCCUCUUCGGACCCCUGGGCCCCCUCUGGAUCCAUAGGCCAGUCGGGAUACACUGCUAUGCUGGGGAAUUCGCCACACAUCAGUCAGCCAGGCUCCUUCUCUACGAUAAACCCACAAGACAGGAUGAACUAUCCCUUGCAUGGAGCGGACGUGAAUGGUUUCCAUUCGGGCUCCGCGGGUUAUAGCCACACAUCCUCCAUGAAUGGAUCCGACAGCAUUUUGGCAAGCAGAGGUUCAGUCACAAGCAGCUCAGGUGAUGAGGUCGGAAAAGCUCUUGCUUCGAUCUAUCCUUCGGACCACAACAGCAACAACUUCUCCACUCCUUCCACUCCUGUGGGCUCCCCUCAGGGCAUUGCAACAGGUGCAGCACAGUGGUCGAGAGCUUCUGGCCAGGCUGCUCUGUCUCCUAACUAUGAGGGUGGACUACAUGCACUGCAGAACAAAAUGGAAGACCGGCUGGAGGAGGCCAUUCAUGUGCUGCGAAGUCAUGCGGUGGGUCAGGCCCCGGGAUUUCCUGGAGCACAUGCUGACGUGCACGGCCUACUGGGUGCCGUCUCCACACCCAGUGGAUCUAUGGGGGGUCUCCCUCAGGCCUACUCCAACCCAGGACUGCCCCUGAGCAACAGACACCCUGCCAUGGCUGGAAGCCAUCAUGAUGACCAUGCCUGCCUUCCUCCCAGCAGCACCCUGUUGCAGUCCGCUCAUGCUUCAGGCACCCCACAGCCUGGAGGAGCACCAGAGGAUUUUAGCAGUUUGCCCGGAGGCUUGGCCCACGCUAUGCAUUCGUCAAACAAACCUGACGUCAAGAGGAAAGACAAGGAGGAAGAUGAGAACUCCUCUGUGGCCGAUAAGUCUGAGGAAGAGAAGAAGGAAAGUAAACCGUCUCGCACCAGAACAAGAAAGGAGGUGUUUACCCAUCAAGUCCUUUCAGGUGUAUCAGACCAGGGAGAAGAUGAAGAUGAUGAGGAUUUGCCGCCAGAGUUAAAGGUCGAGCGGGAGAAAGAGCGGCGAGUGGUCAACAACGCACGAGAGCGACUGCGUGUGCGUGACAUCAAUGAGGCCUUUAAAGAGUUGGGCCGCAUGUGCCAGCUGCACCUGAGCAACGAUAAACCCCAGACCAAACUGCUCAUCCUGCACCAGGCCGUCAACGUGAUCCUAAACCUGGAGCAACAAGUCCGUGAACGCAACCUGAACCCAAAAGCGGCAUGUCUGAAGCGACGUGAAGAGGAGAAAGUGUCCGGGGUGGCUGGAGACACUCAAAUGCAGCUGUCCGGACCGCAUCCAGGACUGGGAGGAGAUGGACGCAUGUGAUCAUGUGAUCCAGUGAAAUUUCUUGGGGCUCCUGGAAGAAGUGACCUUGAAUCUCUUCCACCGUUCUCAUCCUCUGUUUGCAUCUAGUGACUUGGAAAGCAUAUCAUCCACGAAAUCAGAGAUGCACCCUCCAAACCUUUUUGGACACACGAAUCGACCCACCAAAACUGACACAGCAGAUUUUGUCCGUGAUCACUCUAGACCGCAAUUACCAGCACAAAUGUGAAGAACUCUUUCUCAAGUCAUUUUGUAUUUUUCUGCUUCCUUAAAACAAUGGAUCAUAGGAAUAGACAUGUUCUGACCACAACUGACGUUUUUUUUUUUUUUCACUGCAGAAAGAGUUUUGAACGAGAGACGAGACGGAUGUCAAUUUAAUCAUGGAUCUGUGCCUAAUUGUUACGUUUUAUAAAAGACGCAAACUGCUUACUUGUAUGGAACAAAACAAGUUUGGGAGUUGGUUGUAUAUGAGGAAUUUAUUUAUUUUUUUUUUCAAAUGUGGUUUGUCAUUCCUUACUGAAAGGUACAGUCUUACAUGCGUUGUGUAACCAAACCCCAUGAGAAGUGGGGUGAACCUGUGGUGCUUUUGAGGACGGCAUAUCCCAGCAUGCCACUGCUCCGUGGGCCAGGGCUCUUCUGGAAAGGGAGAAAAGCACACGGGCCAUCGCAGCUCUCCAGACUGUUUCAUUUGUUUGGAAACAUCACAUAUCGUCAGCUCUCACGAUGCCAUUGACUAGCCAAUCGGAAGAACCCGCAUCAUAAAGGAGCGUGAGCUUCUGUUACUAUGACAACAAUUGCUUGGAUUCCAUUGCGUUCCCAGGCACGAAAUUGCCAAGUUGAUCUUUCACUUCUUUAUUUUUAUUUUUCGCCAGAACAUGUUCAUCACUCGCUCGCAUCGAUUCAUUGUUGCCAAAAGUCUGAAAGCGUACACAUGUCCACCUCACACAUAUGUAAUGGAUAUUAUUUCAAUUUGAAAAAAAAAAAAAAAGUAAGAAUAUAUAUAAAUAUAUAUUUUUGUUAGUCUAUACAUUGUAGAUUUCUAAAUAACAAAAACAUAUUAGUUUGAAGUGUAGAGUCUAUAGCGCAAGUGAACGCUCAGAGAUGCG
This is a messenger RNA of Sinocyclocheilus anshuiensis, 3128 nucleotides long. Its product is annotated as transcription factor E2-alpha-like. The coding region runs from base 100 to 2025 and encodes 641 amino acids. The transcript has 21 exons. Gene Ontology annotation, biological process: regulation of transcription by RNA polymerase II. Gene Ontology annotation, molecular function: protein dimerization activity; RNA polymerase II cis-regulatory region sequence-specific DNA binding; DNA-binding transcription factor activity, RNA polymerase II-specific. Lineage: Eukaryota; Metazoa; Chordata; Actinopteri; Cypriniformes; Cyprinidae. Gene Ontology annotation, cellular component: chromatin; transcription regulator complex. The record is from RefSeq and is a predicted model, not a curated record.